AUGCAAUAUAAUCCCGUCAUUAUUGAACAACUUAUUCUUUGUUGCCAAUGUGGAAUAGCAAUUGCUCCCAACCCUUCGAAUAUGUGCAUUAAUUGCAUUCGUAAUGAAGUUGACAUUACCGAAGGGAUUCCAAAACAUGCUACUCUACAAUACUGUCGAAAUUGCGAAAGAUACUUGCAACCACCAAAUAUUUGGGUUUUAGCAGCAUUAGAAAGUCGUGAAUUAUUGGCGUUAUGUCUCAAAAAAUUAAAAGGUUUAAAUAAAGUACGAUUGAUUGAUGCUGGCUUUAUUUGGACUGAGCCUCAUUCAAAAAGGAUUAAAGUUAAAUUAACAAUUCAAAAAGAGGUUUUCUAUUUAGAAUUCGUUGUUAACUACCAACAAUGUGAUGAUUGCGCACGUAUAAUGGCAAAGAAUAUGUGGCAAUCGAUGGUCCAAGUCAGACAAAAAGUUAAUCACAAAAAAACUUUUUUCUUCUUGGAACAACUUAUUCUUAAACAUAAUGCUCAUAAGGAAACUAUUAACAUCAAAGAGGUCAAGGAUGGGAUUGAUUUUUUUUAUUCUAACAGAUCUCAUGCUAUCAAAAUGGUAGAGUUUUUAGGUGCUGUUGUUCCUAUUAGGACAAAGAAUUCCGAACAACUUAUAUCAACAGAUAUUCAUAGCAAUACGUCAAAUUAUAAGUUUUCGUAUUCCGUUGAGAUCGUUCCUGUAUGCAAAGACGAUCUAAUCUGUUUACCAAUCAAAAUUGCGCGUUCAUUAGGAAACAUAAGCCCUUUGGUGAUAUGUUAUCGUGUCGGUAAUUCCAUUCAUGUCAUGGAUCCGAAUACUUUGGCAGUUUCAGAAGUUGCAACUUCGACAUAUUGGAGAAAUCCAUUCAUAUCUUUAUCAACAACGAAGAAUUUGUAUAUUCUUGCAGAUAUCCAAGUAGCGCGGUCAUCGGAUUUUGGAAAAAACGACAAAACAUUUUUUGCACGUUCUCAUCUCGGUGGAAUUCUUAACGCUGGAGACACCGCUUUAGGAUAUGAUCUUACAUCCUCCAAUUUUAAUGAUAACGCUUUCGAUACACUCAAUAGAAAUUCUCUUCCUGACGUCGUAUUAGUCAAAAAAUCUUACCCGCAAAAACGCAGGAAAAAUAAGCCUCGAAAAUGGAAGUUAAAGUCAAUAUCAAAAGAACAAGAGGAAAUGGCAUCUAGAAAACAAGAUGCAAAUAAAAUGGAAGAAGAUUAUGAGUCGUUUUUGCAAGAUUUGGAGGAAGAUCCAGAACUAAGACAAAAUGUUAAUCUAUAUAAGACCAGUCCUUCAAUGGAUAUAGAUACAACAGCCGAAGAAAGUACAGCAGAAGAGGAAGAUUUUCCUGAAGUAAAAUUAGAAGAGUUGUUAGAAGAUCUUACGCUUGAAGAUAGUACUUAA
Funneliformis mosseae is the source of this 1407-nucleotide messenger RNA. The record is from the annotation of a GenBank genome assembly. Lineage: Eukaryota; Fungi; Glomeromycota; Glomeromycetes; Glomerales; Glomeraceae.